AUGGAGUCAUGCAUCAAACGACAUCGUUGCCCUGGAGAUGACCUUGACAUAUUCAGUGACUCUAUUGGACAUGCUGGCACGGAAAGGCGAUCGUGCGAAGGUGUUGUUAGCACGAGAUUUCCUCAUGGAACACAUUCAUGCUCAAUCGAGGAGGAGGAUGAACGGUUGACUCAUCGAGAUGUGGAGAAACUGAAAUAUGAGAAAGCCGAUGAGAGCAAAGUGGAAGAUGUGGAAAACAGAUCUACGUGCUACACAGGUCAAGCCAUAGCAACUGAUGAGCUGCACGUUAAAACAGACGGAUCCGUGUCCAUGGAUGCUAACCUCGACAUGAACGAGCAUUCCAUCUGUAGUUUUGCGUACGAUGAUAGCUCUUUGACAUGUGCUGUCCCUGCCGGUUGGGUCAAGAAUGAAAUUCGUCAAUCAUCAUCGAGAUUGCACCACGAUAUCGACGCUGUGCGCAAAAUGGAAGGUCCUCAUGGUGAUCGGGGAUUGGGAUGGCUUAGCGGAGGUGGCAUGCCAUUGAACUCUAUAGGGAGAAAUGGUGACUUCUAUCUCGAUGCAACCACGCUCAUCGUGUACAAGAAAUUCAGCUCGAAAUGGAUGGCUUUCGGUCAGCUUCAUGGAUCAAGAGGUGAAGAUGGUCCACGUGGAGAACGUGGAUCGAUCGGUCCCGAAGGUGAGACUGGAAUUAGAGGAGCAAAUGGGCAAGGUGGUGAACGCGGUCAAAAAGGUGAUCAAGAAAUACCUGGUCCAGAAGGUCCCAGAGGUGAAGUUGGAGAAUGUGGAUUAGUCGGUCCUGAAGGUGAGAUUGGACCUAGAGGCGAAGAUGGACAAGACGGCCCACAAGGUGAACGUGGUUUGCAAGGUGAUCAAGGAGCCGUAGGUCCCGUGGGUCCCCAAGGAACCAUCAGUGCAACUGGUCCUCCAGGAAACAGAGGUCUUGUGGGCCCCCAAGGAAUCAUCUGCCCAGGUCCUUCAGGAACCAGAGGCCGCAAUCAAAUCAGAACCUAUCCGAUCCAUUUCAUCUACUACCUCACAUUCAGAGAAACGCCUACCUCUACAUAUACUCUCAUCCUAGCAGAUUUGAAUCCGUCAACAGGGUGA
Molecule: messenger RNA, 1104 nt
Organism: Sycon ciliatum
Lineage: Eukaryota; Metazoa; Porifera; Calcarea; Leucosolenida; Sycettidae
Product: collagen alpha-2(I) chain-like
Exons: 1
Coding region: 1-1104 (367 amino acids)
Cellular component (GO): extracellular matrix
Source: RefSeq, a predicted model, not a curated record